Chaetomium strumarium is the source of this 5166-nucleotide messenger RNA. RefSeq lists its product as uncharacterized. The transcript has 5 exons. The record is from RefSeq and is a predicted model, not a curated record. Gene Ontology annotation, biological process: positive regulation of transcription by RNA polymerase II. Gene Ontology annotation, cellular component: nucleus. The coding region runs from base 1 to 5166 and encodes 1721 amino acids. Lineage: Eukaryota; Fungi; Ascomycota; Sordariomycetes; Sordariales; Chaetomiaceae. Gene Ontology annotation, molecular function: transcription factor binding.
AUGUCUGCCGGCGGCCACCACAACGCCAGGAGCCGUGCUGGUUCGAGUACCGCGGCCCAUGAAAAGGGGCGGCUAGCCCACACACACGGCUACCCCAUGGCGACGCCGAACACGAACACCGUCGUCCGCUACUUCGAACCAUGCGCCGCCACAGCGUCCAUGUUCCUCUACGCGCAGGGGACCUCGGUCGUGUGCUGCCACCAUGACACGCUUGCGAUAGAAAGGCGGUUUGCGCGGCACUCCGAAGAGGUGCAGUUACUGGCUGUUGACAACCAUAGUGACAUAGGAGCGGGAAGGCUGGUCGUCAGCUAUGAUGCAGGGCAGACGGCCAUUGUGUGGGAUCUCUUGACGGGAGACGAGGUCGCGCGGUUUGCGUCAUAUGAGAAUCUCACGUGCGCUGCUUGGAUGCGCAACGGCAAUGUCGUCUUUGGCAACACGCAGGGCAACGUGAUACUCUUCGAGCCCACAACGUCAGAGCACCUCUCUGCGAGGACGCUCGACCAGAUAGCCAUCUCGGCCAUCUCACCAGCGGCUGACUGCAGGACGUUCGCGAUUGGCUAUCAAAACGGCUCGCUCCUGAUCGCCACGCUUCAGCCAAGGUUCACCAUUCUGCACAACCUGACGACAUCAAGAGGGCCGUCUCCAAUCGUAACGCUGUCGUGGCAUGCUUCAUCGUCCAAGUCGAAGUCGGAUAUGCUGGCUGUGCAGACCAACGAUGGCGACCUCCGCGUCUGGAGUGUAUCCAAGUCGUACAACAGCGAUGAUCCGGCCAAGAUCGUGCGUAUAUUGAAGAGGACGGAAAACUAUCUAACAGGGCCCAAUUGGAUGGGCUGGUCCAAGAACGGCCGAAUCGUCCAGUUCUCAGAGGGUGAGACAACUUCGUGGGAUGUGCGGACGAAGCACGUUACGUGUGAUACGAUUCCGACUCUCGAGAUCGUCCGCGGGCUGGCUGUCUAUGGCCCGGGGGCCGUUCUCUUCACGCUAGGCGCCAACAACACCGUGCAGCAAUUCGAUCUAAACGCGCCAGUCAUGAUGGUCAAUAACGUACAGCACCCUGCAAACUUGCUGCCACCGUCGCCCCCAAUCUCGCUCGAGGCCGAGGACAAGGGCCGGUCCGGCAGUGUCUCGGAGACUGAAUCCCAAUCCCAAGUAGAGAUCACAUUCCGGCCGUCCGGGUUAUCCGAAUCAGAAGACGACCACAGGUCACCUCUGGCGCGGUAUCUCCAGGCCGAAGCCGAGGCCGAACAAUAUCGUCCAGCCACGCCGGCUUCCAACAUCACCCGGUCGAGCGUCUCGAUUUCGUCCUCAACGUCACAAACGGCACCGCGGCGGUAUCCGGCGUCGGUGGCUUCGCGGGGCAUGACCGAGAAUACGUACAUUUCAGCGGGUUCCUCUCUCCGGUCAAGUCAUGCUCAGCAGCAGCGGCAAAGAGGGGAAAGGGAAUCCCCGUCGACAACCAGCUCCAUAUCUAUGGGCAGCUCGCAUUACCGGUCCGCUCACAAACCAUCGAGGCUGCGCCAUGAAGUGCCCCGGAGCCCAGAGGACUCGAGGGUCAUCGAUCUCUUCAAGUUCACAAAAAGCCGUCUUGCUGACGUGCCAUACAAAGCGCCCUAUUCUACCGACCACAGCCGUCUGACCAAUGACGAUCUGCGGCGGCAGAUGCUGAGCACGAUCUUCGGGUGGCACAAGGAGGUGGACGACCUCGUUCGCGACGAGAUGUCCCGUCACCCCUUGGGUUCCACCAACCGUAUUCUGCUGGCCAAGUGGCUGGGCGACAUUGACACUGACAUUAUGGCCAUGGGAUCGGAGAACAUGACGUCGUCCGACUGGAUGCUUCUAGCGCUGAGCGGGAUUGGUGGGCAGGCAUCUCAGCAUAAGCUGGGCCGCGCGUACGUCCAGCGACUCCUGGAGAACGGGGAGGUCCAUACUGCUGCGACUAUCAUGAUCGGCAUGGGCGACCACAACGAUGCGGUCGAGAUCUACGUCUCGCACAAGAAGUACAUGGAGGCGCUGAUCCUCACUUGUCUCUUCUUCCCGGCCGCCUGGGAGCGGCAGGAGCAGAUCGUUCGAAAAUGGGGUGAAUGGGCUGUCCAGCACGGCCAACAGCAGUUGGCAAUCCGGUGCUUUGCGUGCACCGGCCACGAGUCUACUGAGCCAUGGUCAUCGCCAUCCGCGCAGCAGCUCAAUUUCCCAAGCAUCACGCAGACUGUUCCGGAACUGAUGAGCCCUCCCCUCUCCCCUCCGGUUAUGAACCAUGGGCCGCAGAGGAGUGUCGCGAAGAACGCGGCCUUGAAGCUCAUCACGUCCUUUGGCGACUCGCAAGCCAAGUCCAAGCUCUUCGCGGGACAUGUCGACGAUGGCAGGACUCCGAUUGCAGCGGGCGCGACGCCCAUUCUCGAGUCGGCGCUCUCUCCGGGUGGUGCCGACCCGGCAACCGCGAUCCUGCGGGGCAACAGGAGCCAAUUCAACACGCCAGCGUCUGCUCGCCCGUUGCAAGGCUUCGACCGCGAGCGGCUGCCUUCUAUUGGAGAAGCUCCCGAUUCGGCCCAACGCGAACUGUUGACCGCGGUGACGAAGCCGGCCGUGGACCCGUAUGCCGACGCGUUCCAGUCGAUGGAUCUCCGCGACAGCUCUGUCCGAAAUCUCGAGCUGACAAGACCGAAUACUGCCAGCCCAAGACUGAUGAAGAACAACGUGAAGGGACACCCGCCUCCAUCUCCGUCUCCGGCUGCGGUUGCUGCCCUGAUGGACAGCGGGCGAAGGCGAAAUGGCUCCCGCAGCCGAAUCCCCGAAGGCGUUGACCUGUCUCUACCGUCGUUCAAGGACUCACUGCCGGAUGACCUCACCUCGCCCGAGCCGUCAGCGCAUUCUUCGGUCCGAUACCACUGGCCGUCCAGACGAAGAGGUCCAGGAUCCGUUUCGAGCUCGGUUACAUCAACAUCUGUGGCCUCGAGUGUAGCAAGGAGCCAUCGCGGACAUCAUCAACAGCAAGGAAAGAGCCUGGACGACUACAUCCACAGCCUGGAUGCGGCUCAGAGCAAGCCGCAGCCACGCGGGGGCAGCCGUGACCGCGACGGUCACCAUGCGCGGGAAACUAGCCAGACCCGAAGCCGGCACCGCGAGAAGUCGCGCGACCGCGGACGGGCUGCAGCACGGGGCUACACGCCCAAGGGUGGCAAGCGAUCGCCCAAGUCGCCGGUGCCUAUGUCGCCGGAGGACCUGAUCAACUUGGCGACGCCGAAGGAAGACUUCGAGCAGCCGCGACACAGAGAUGGCAGGGGAAUACUACUUGACGUUUCCAACGACGAACUGGAGCCGUCAAGCCAGCCCAGCACGGUGAGGAAGGUGGGCUAUGCAAACCGGGACGGAUCGCGUGCGAGGGGAUCCAGCCGCACCGGCAGCCGGAACGGUCGCGGUUCAAGCCGCGCACGGAGUCCCGACAAGCGUCACGAUCUCCGUGGCCGCUCAGAGUCGCGUGGACCGCCCGGGAACCGGUCGCCGUCCUCGCCGCAGCCCAUGUCGGCAAAUUUGCAGCCACACGUCUACGGCUCUGACGACGAUGAAGACUACAGACGAGCCGUUGAGGAACAGGAGAAGUUCAGGCGGAGGAACAACCGGAGCACGAGCAGAGCCAGCCGUGGGGAAGGGCCUACUUCUCCAUUAUCCGUUCGGUCGACGGCGUGGUCCACCCGCGAGACGGGCCGUGAGAAGUCGGAUGGCAUCCGACGGACCACUUCGCACGCGGGGGCGGAAGGAUCCUCGCGCCGCAAGAUUGGGGCACCGCUCCAGACUCCGGCGCCAAUGCAGCUUGUAACGGACAGCUCAGGGGACCUGAAAGUCAUCAAGGACGAGAGGCAGCUCAAGAAGGAGGCGGCCGCGCGUGAGCUUGAGGAGCGCCGGAAGUCGCUCGCCAGGCGGCCCUCGGCUCCGCCGAUCCUGCACCCCACUGAGAUCACGCCUGCGCCGGCCUCCCGGACGCCGCCGGCACUUAUGGAGCUUCCCAGCACGACUUACGUGCCGCCCAGAAAGGAAGACCUGCCGUCUCGUAGUGCCAGCGUGGAUCCGAGCGCCGGCAGGAGCAUGUUUGCAAACCGCGACGGGCCGCGUAUUGGGCUGCCAGCGACGCCUCGGGCUAUGCGGCUGGUCAUGGAGUCUGACGUGAGCAGGCACAACCCGGUUCCCUCGAUCCCCGCGAGUUUCACGCAGCUGGUGCAGUCUCAGCGUCGGUCACCGGAUAGACAGUCGCCCAAGAAAGCGGACGAAGAGCGGAAGGACGACGACAUCCCCUUGCUGCUCCCGUCGACCGUCUACACGCCGCCCCCGCCUGCCAACUCGCGACUGGCAGCUCAGAUCGGGAGGUCGAUGUCUGCUCCUCCCCAGGACCUGGUGCAACCGCAACAGGGCCAUUCCCGCCGGCCGUCUGCCGCGAACACGAUGUCGAUGCAAGGACGACGGCCGUCUCACGACGCGAAUGCCUUCCCCGGCCGGAGACCGUCCCACGAUGCCAACAUCCCCCCGCCGCCUCCGCCACCAGUGCCGCCGAUGCUCAAGGAACUGCAGCACCUCGCCCAGCCGCCGCCGCCGCCGCCGGCCCCGCUCCCGCACCUCGGUGGUGGCGGUCCCAAACCAGUCGUCUACGGCGGCAGCUCGGGCAUGAUCGAGAUUGUCAUGGACGAUGACCAACAGCAACAGGACCACCAGCAACAACAGCCCCAACAACCGUCGUCUCAACAAUCCCAGCAAGCACCUCCUCCGCCACCGCCCAUACCCGCCGCCACUCCCGUCAGCGAGGCCACGGUGCCCAUCAUCUCUCCACCCAACCCGCGCCACGGCGGCCACAACCGCGGCCGGAGCAGCGUCGACAACACGGGAAACAGCGGCAGCAGCAUCGGCGCGCGCCUCUCACGGGCGACGGAGCGGAUGCGCUCGGCGAGCCGCAGCCGGAAUAAGGAGAGGGGCGGCAUCGGGGAGAUGACUAUCUCGGUGCCGGCGCCGUACGAGAGCGUGCCGCUGCCGCCCCAGUCGUCGAUGGGCAUGAGUGGUAUGACUUAUCGAGCGGUGGUCGGCGUAGGCGGUCAGGUGUACCAGCAGGUGCAGGCGCAGGUUGCGCAGCAGGAGGGGAGGAAUGAGUUUCGGACGGGGUUGCAUCAGAGUGAGAUGAUCUGA